Lagopus muta (rock ptarmigan) is the source of this 3107-nucleotide messenger RNA. It is a transcript of the gene BAIAP2L2, whose product is annotated as BAR/IMD domain containing adaptor protein 2 like 2. Gene Ontology annotation, cellular component: nucleoplasm; cytosol. The transcript has 14 exons. Gene Ontology annotation, biological process: actin crosslink formation; actin filament bundle assembly; positive regulation of actin filament polymerization. NCBI's taxonomy places the organism in Eukaryota, Metazoa, Chordata, Aves, Galliformes, Phasianidae. The record is from RefSeq and is a predicted model, not a curated record. Bases 469 to 2373 code for a protein of 634 amino acids. Gene Ontology annotation, molecular function: protein binding.
GCUGGGUAGGUGAAUGAUCUGUGUCCAGAGCCAUCUCUGGGAGCAUGCAUACGAUGAGAGUGUGCUGGCUGUCCUACAGAACACAGCAUUACAUGUUGGGCUUAUCGAUUCCAGCCAGUGCAGGGGCUUUGGAGCAGCUCCCACAACUUAGGAUGGAGAGAACAUAAUCUCUCCUACCCUUUUUUAUAAGCCAACUCCAUCUGCAAGGGCUCCCAAUAGUGAUGCUGUGCUUGGGGUCCAUGCAGGCAGGGAGAACAGGGACAUUCAGCACAAGUUUGUGCUGGCACUGGAGAGCCUUGGUGAGACUGGGAGUGGGAGGAAGGCUUGGGAGUGGGGGGAUUAAAGUGAAGGGAAGAGCUGAAACCUAUUUGGAGGUGGGUUGGUUUUUUUUUCCACUUUUUUUCUCCCUCCUAUUUGCUGCCUGUGAUCACAAGCCUAUAGGGAUCUCCUGAUCAGUGGGACCUGAGGAUGUUCCAGCAGCGUGGGAAGGCUGAGCGAGCCACCUGCGGGCGGUGGGAGGGACAGAGGCAGCAAGCGAGGUGUGACUGUGGCAGGUGGCUGGCUCUGCAGGUGCCAGGGCAGGGGGAGCUGGGCACCGAGCUGGCAAUCAAUAAUUCAAGGAGGCAGUCACGUGCCCUUGCUGGCUGUUGCAGGAUUCCUCUCUCAUCAGAGUCUGGUUACAUCCAGGGAUCAAGUUCCAACCUCUUGGCUGGUGAAUUAUUAAACUCCAGCAGUGCUCUGUUCCCUUUGUACCACAGCUGUGUUUUCCUGCUGUCAUUUCUUGCCAGUAACAGGCUCUCCACCCAGCUAGCUCUGUGGAAGGGCUCCUCUGGACCAGCAGCAUCUCACACUCUCCUUCGCUCCUUGCUCAUCAGCGGGAGAGAGAAAAAGCCUGGGGAGAUGGACCUGUCCUACAGAUCCACCAUCUCCAUCUAUAAGAGCAUCCUGGAGCAGUUUAACCCUGCACUGGAGAACCUGGUGUACCUGGGGAACAACUACUUGCGUGCCUUCCAUGCAUUAUCCAAAGCAGCUGAAGCCUACUUUAAGGCAAUCGAAAAGAUUGGGGAGCGAGCACUGCAGAGCUCCACCUCUCAUGUGCUGGGUGAAAUCCUGAUGCAGAUGUCUGACACACAGAGGCUCCUGAGCUCUGAUUUAGAAGUUGUGGCUCAGACAUUCCACGUGGACCUACUGCAGCACAUGGAGAAGAACUCCAAAAUGGAUGUGCAGUUCAUCAGUGAGAGCCAGAAGCAGUACGAGCUGGAGUACCGGCGCAAAGCCAACAACCUGGAGAAGUGCACGGCAGAGCUCUGGAGGAUGGAGAGGGCCCGUGAUAAAAAUGCCCGAGAGAUGAAGGAGAACGUGAUGCGGCUGCGCUCAGAGAUGCAGGCGUUCCUCUCCAACAGCCAGCGGGAGGCUGAGCUGGAGGAGAAACGCCGCUACCGCUUCCUGGCUGACAAGCACCAGAUGCUCUACAACACUCUCCUCCAGUUCUACAGCAGGGCCCGAGGCGUGAUCCAGACUAAGGCACCACAGUGGAAGGAGCAGCUGGAGGCCAGCCGCAACCCCACCAACAGCCAUGUUCAGGGCCUGCUCACCAGCUCCCAUGGCCAGAGCUAUCCAUCGGGCCAGCUCACGCCUACCCACCUGGAGACGCAGAGAUCCCUUGGAGACUUUGUUUCUUCUGUGGCUGGGAGUAGGUCCAGCAUCUUCUCUCAGGAACCACCAGAUAUGAGACUGUCUCCUCAACCAGAGGUCCCCAGGCGACCGCUACAGAGGACACCAUCAGCCAGUUUGGUCCCUGCUGGCCGCAUCUCCCGCUCUGGUUCCUUUGGUGAGGCCAGCAGCAGCAGUGAAGGCAGGCGGAGGAGCGGCACAGUGAGAGCGCAGGCUAUCGCGCCCCACACGACGGGGGCCAACCGGACCCUGCUGCGCUUCGAUCCUGGGGAUAUCAUCACAGUGCUGAUGCCAGAGGCGCAGAACGGCUGGCUGUACGGCAAGCUGGAGGGCUCAUCCGUAUGUGGCUGGUUCCCUGAAGCUUACGUCAAGCCUCUGGAGGAUGCGAGGGACAUGGAGGAGCCGCCUGUCAGGUCUUUCCCACUCCGGAGCAGUCACAGUAUGGAUGACAUCUUGGACCAUCCCAGCGUUUCUUCCUCUAGCUGGUCUGCUGCUGCCCAAGCUGCUGUGCCAAACCCACCUCCUGCACCGGUGGGUGCCGGCAGUCACCAGAGUGGGCCAGUGACAUCAGGUGGUACGAAGAAACCAGGAGUAUUUGACCAGCCACCUGAACUCUUCCCAAGAGGUACCAACCCCUUUGCCACAGUCAAGCUACGUCCCACGAUCACCAACGAUCGCUCUGCACCCGUUAUCCGAUGAAGUGGUCAUGCAGGGAAGAGGAAGGCAUAGGAGUGACGGGCUGCAACCCCUAUUGGGCAGUGACCUCAUGCUACCGCUCACAGAACGACCUCUCUCCCUCCCUUCCCUCUGGGACAUGAGGACCUGUCUCAUGGCUGUCUGGCAUGCUGUAGCCAACAGCAGGCCCUCUUUGGAUUGCCCUCCACCCCUGUGUGAUGUUGUUGUGCUUGAGUGGGAGAAGCCUGGUGAUGGCGGCCUGAGGGGUGGUGGUGGGGAAAUUCUGAUGGUCUGGGAGAAGAACACUUGCCAGAUUUUGCUGCUGGAAAAAUGAAUCCCAGACGGAGGUGGCUGCCACUAAGCUGCCAGUGAUGUGACUUGGCUGAAGGGCUCUUGGCCCCUUUGUCAGCCAUGUUGGUUUCAGCCCCUCUUCACCACUAGCUGACCCCUUCCCUGGCCAGUCAGCUCCUGGGCACAGGGAAGGAGGUGAUAGAGCCCAGUGUCACUAUCCUACCCUUCCACCAGUUGUCCUGUGGAGAAAGCAUUUUGAAAUAAAACAGACCAUGCUGCUUCCAUAGCUGUUCCAGCAGCCAGGCCUUUGCUAUGCUCAGAGGGCAUGGAGAGGAGGACGUGGCUCCCCUAACAGCCAGGGGAUGGGGGCUGCUUGACCCUCUGCCAGGCCUCACCAGCCAGCCCUGGCUCUGCUGUCACUGGAGGGCAGCACAACCCUGCUUCCUGGUCCCCUCAGCGCCUGGUAG